Molecule: messenger RNA, 936 nt
Organism: Dentiscutata heterogama
Lineage: Eukaryota; Fungi; Glomeromycota; Glomeromycetes; Diversisporales; Gigasporaceae
Source: the annotation of a GenBank genome assembly
AUGACUUCGAACGGCGACGGUAGCAAUGCAACUAAAUUGUCGGACACAAAUUCUGAAAUUUUAAAUCCAUUAGAACUCGAAAGUUCAUCCAAUUUUAUCACUGCAAUUAGUGUCAAUGAUAAUUAUUCUGAAGAAAGGCGUCCACAUACACCAUUAUCUUACCAAACAUUGCAGAAUGAGUUUAAUUUUGAUGAAAGUUCUGUAUCAACUAAGCAAGAACAAAUUUAUCACAAUUUUCAAACAAUUAAAACGAAUCCAUCAAAAAAUUCACCCUUUUCAUUGUCUAAUCUAUUAUCUCAUGAAUCUUUAAAUUUCUCCAUUCAAUCGACAAUUCCGCAUAAUAAUUCUACACCAAAUUUAUCAACUUCGCGAAUUACUCAUAGGACUUUAUCGAUGAGCUCUCGGAUAAAAAAUUUUAUUGGCAAUAGAGUGAAUGCUAUAAACGCUUAUGUAAAGACUUUAUUAGAUCUUAUUAGGAGGCGUAAACAGAAAGCUUUAAGUCGUCAAUUUUUAAUAAAUCCGGAUCGUAAGGAGCCUGUUUUAGAUAUUAUAACAAAUAUUCCUUACACAAAUAAUUCCAUUACUACAUCCCGAUAUACGUUUUAUAAUUUUCUCCCAAAACAACUUUACGCUCAAUUUUCUAAAGGUGCAAAUCUUUAUUUCUUAUUUAUGGCUGCUCUUCAGAUCGUACCAGAUUGGUCUCCUACAGGGCAAUUUACAACAAUAGUACCUCUUAGCAUCUUCAUUUCUCUAUCUAUGGCUCGUGAAGGUUUUGAUGAUUACCGAAGACAUAAGCAAGAUUUUACUGAAAAUAAUAAAGAGUGCGCUGUAUUUCAUAAAUGUGAUCCAGAUGGAUCAUGGAAAAAUGAGAAAUGGAAAGAUUUAAAAGUUGGUGAUUUAAUAUCAAUUAAAGCUCAAGAAUGGGUUCCUGCAGAU